GAUGAGCCAGGAAGGGCCUAAGCAGAUUUAAUGUUAAUCUGAGAGCACAAGGGGGCAGGGGCUGUGCUGCCCAUGGGGUCUCGCUGCCAUGUUACUUGGAGUUUGAUUCUGGAGACAGGUUCAGUCCUGUGAGAUUCCGUAGGCAUCCAUGAGUGCGGCCCCGGAGGAGACCCCCGACCCCAGUGAGCAGAGGCUGGAGGUUGUGAUACAGGCGCUGUCUGCCCAGGUGCUCGGAUCCCCAGAAGAUAAGACUCUCACCCUCCGUGGUGACCCUACAGACUCCCUCCCUGCCCGCCUGCCGGCUCGGAUCCGAGAGAUUGUUACCAGGAACCUGAGCCCGCCACCCAGCCCUGGUCUCCCUGCAGACAUGUCUUCCCUCAUUUCUCUACAAGAGGAAAACCGCAUCCUGCAACAAGAGCUGUCGCGGGUGGAGGACCUCCUGGCGCAGAGUCGGGCGGAGAGAGAUGAGUUGGCCAUUAAAUACAACGCCAUCAGUGAGAGGCUGGAGCAGACCCUUCGUCUGGAGACGGGCGAGCGGGAGAGAGAUUCCCUGGAAACACGGAGCCUGGCGCAGCAGAAUGUGGAGCUGCGGCGGCGGCUGGACGAGGAGCAGGCCGCAUAUAAGCGUAAGCUUCAGGCCUACCAGGAGGGACAACAGCGGCAGGCGCAGCUCGUACAGAAACUCCAGGCUAAGGUCUUACAGUACAAGAAGCGUUGCGGAGAGGUGGAGCAGCAGCUUCUGGAACGUUCCACGGAGCUGGAACAGGAACGUCUCAGUAGCCGCCUGGAGAUGACGGACUCGCGGCUGCGCCAGGAGGAGGAGAGCAGCAAUGAGCUGGAGAACACACUUAUCCGACUGGAGGAGGAACAACAGAGAAGCUCCAGCCUAACCCAGGUAAACGUCAUGCUGAGAGAGCAGCUGGACCAGGCCAACUCCGCCAACCAGGCGUUGAGCGAGGAUCUGCGCAGGCUGACGGCCGACUGGACCAAAGCCCGCGAAGAGCUGGAGCAGAAAGAGAGCGAGUGGAGGCGCGAGGAGGAGUCCUUUAAUGCGUACUUCAGCAAUGAGCACAGUCGCCUGUUAUCGCUGUGGAGACAAGUGGUCGGCUUCAGGAGACAUUUCAGUGAGAUGAAGACCAUGACGGAGAGGGACCUCUCGAUGAUGCACAAGGAGCUGUCACAGUCCUGCCGCUCUCUGAACGCCUCCUGUCUGAAUGUCAGCGGUUCCCUCCGCCUGGCCGAGAACAGCGGCGUUGUGGUGGUGGAGAGACAAGCGUUACAACUCGCCCAGAUGGAUGAGCAGCUAAAAGACAAAGUGCGAGAAAUGAUCCAGUUACAAGCCGCAUACGACGCAGAUAAAGCAGAGCUGACGGCAAGAGUAGCAGAGCUGAGUAAGUGGAUUGAGCGGCUGCAGAGUGAGAACAUGGACAAGGAGCUGCAGAUCAGACAACUGCAGGAGCAGGAGAAGAGUCGGGUGGAGGCGCAGGUGACGCUUGUAGGAGAAGAGGUGGAAGCUCUGAAGUCUGAGCGGGAGAUUCUUCAGGAGACUCUGCGGGAGCUGACACAGGUGGUCCUGAGUGACGCAGACAGCGGUCUUCAGCUCUCCACCAGUGACAAGACAUUUGAGUUUGCAGACAGUGAGGGUCCGGGGCUCAGCCUGAAGGGUCUCUCCAGCAGCCUGCGCACUUCCUCACCCAUACGCCGCCCCUCUCCACACCGCAGCUCCUCCCCGAGACGCAGCCUGUCUCCGGCCUUCCGUGACUCUGCGCUCUCUGCUGUGCACUGCGCUCUCCAGAGGAGACAACUACAGGUCCAGGAGCUGAGGGGGCGGCUGGAGGCUGGACAAGAGACGGUGGGCGCGCUGCGCAAACAGCUCAGUGACAGCGAGAAUGAUCGCAGGGUCCUGGAGCAGAAAAUAAACCAACUGCAACAAGAUCUGGACAGUUCCGCCAUGACCAAAGACGAUGCCGAGCUUGCCAUCUCCAGAUUACGCGGCAACUUAGAUCAGCUAAACAGUGAGCGGGCCGCCCUGGAGCGCAGUGUCCAAAACCUGCAGGAACAGCUGGAGUCGCAGCGUCAAGAGGCUGAAAAACUUCAGCUGGCAAACAGCGACCUACAGCGACAGAGAGACAUCUUACAGGAGGAGAAGGACGACAUGUGCCAGGACCGCGACCGUGCCCAGCGAGAGGUGGAGAGAGGGCACAAGACCCAGGAGCAGCUGGAGGUGAAGCUGUCGUCCCUCCGGAAGGAGCUGGUCGUGGUGAAAGAGUCCCUGCAGCAGUCCAUGCUGGAGAAGGAGGUGUCAGACGCUGAGAAGGUGGACAUAUCCCAGGCACUCUCCAAGGCUGAGAUAAACCGGGCAGAGCUGGAGCUGGCGCUGAAUAGACAGAGGACGGAGGAGGCUUCUCUACGAGACGCUUUAUCCAAGAUGAGCGCACUGAACGAGAGUCUGGCCCAGGACAAGACGGAGCUCAACAAACUCGUGGCUCAGCUGGAGCAGGAUCGGUCGUCCUUACAGGGACAGAAACAUGAAGUGGAGCAGGAGAAGGCGUCCAUCAGGGAUGAGCUGGUCCGGCUGGAGCAGGAGAAGCUGGAGCUGGACACCGAGCGCUUCGGCCUGGAUAACUCCCUGCAAGCCAUGGAGCAAAGCCGGGAGAAACUACUACUGGAGCUACAGUCACUGCGCAAGGAGAGGGCACAUCUACAGGAACAGCUGGGGCAGGUGACCCGUCAGAAGAACGCCCUGAGCGAGGAGCUGGUGCAGAGCCGCAGGGAGGUGGAGCAGCAGAGCGAGGGUCUCCUUCGCGCCUCCAAAGAGAAAGAGGCAUUGAUGAAGGACAAGGGCAGCCUGGUGGUCCAGCUGACGGCCUCUGAGAGAGAGAACCGGGGGCACUCCGAGGAGAUAGCCGUACUCAGGUCAGAGAAGGAGACGCUGGAGACGGCCAUGUUUGAGAUCCAGCAGCAACUCGUCCACGUGACAAACCGCAAGGAGCAGCUAGAGGGAGAAACCCAGAACCUACGGCUGGCAAAGGAGGCGUUACAAGCAGAGGUCGGCUCAGUGCGGAGGCAGAUGGAGGCCGAGCUCGCUAAACUAGAGCGGGACAAGGAGGCUGCGAACCAGCAACUCAACAACAUGGAGAAAGAAGCGCAGAUCACCCUGAAGAGCCAGCAGAAGGCCUAUGAGGAGGAUGUGGAGCGGCUGCUGCAGGAGAAGGAGUCAGUCCGCCUAGAGCUGCAGUCAGAGAAAGAAGAGUUACUUCGCCGGCUGACGCAGGAGCGAGAGGAGCUGCUGGCGCGAUACGAGAACGAGCGAGAGGAGCUGAGCGAAGAGAUCGCCAUGUUACAGCAGGAGCGAGACGACGGCUUGUUACAGGCGGAGAGCGAGAAGCAGCAGGUGUUAUCGCUGAAGGAAUCCGAAAAAGCGUCUCUGAGUGAGAAGUUGAGCAACGCGCACAGUACACUGGCCGCCCUCACCCUGGAGAUGGAGAGACACAAGCGGGAGAACCAGUCGAGGCAAGAGCAGGAUCGGAAUACCCUCAUCUCCAUGAACUCUGAGCUGAAGACCCUGCGCGUGCAGUAUGAAGAAUCGCUGGCGUCUCACGAACGGGAGCUAAAGAGUCUCCAGGAGCAAAUCCGAGAUCUGGGGAAGCAGCGGGAAUCAGGUCUCCGGGAGGUGGAGGAGCUGAAGACUCAGCUGUGUGUGGUGGAGGAUGCCAGGGACGCGGUGCGGCGGGAGCUGAUUGAAGCGCACCGGCGCGUGCGGGAUAGUCACGAGUCUGCGGAGGUUCACAAGAAGGAAGUCCUGGAUCUGCGCCGACUGCUGAGCGAUGAAUCCAAAGAGAAGGAAACCGUGCAGAAAUCCAAUGAGGAGCUCCGGGGAGCAGUGCGGCGGGCCGAGAGCGAGCGCAUCAGCCUGAAGCGCAGUAAUGAGGAGAAGGAGCAGCGUCUUUCAGUCUUGGAGGAGUCUCGAGCAGCUAUGGAGAAGGAGGCAUCGGAUCUGCGCAGCAACCUGAGGGAGGUGGAGCGGUCACGGCUGGAGGCGCGGAGGGAACUGCAGGAUCUCCGCAGACAGCUGAAGGUUCUGGAUGAUGAGGGUGUGAAGCGCGGCCGGGAUCUGGCGGAGGUGCAGACGCGUCUGUCUAUGUUUGAACAGCGGGAAGAGGAGACGCGCAGAGACACCUUCUCCCUGAAACAGAAGCUCCUGGAGACUGAGAACGGCCGCGAAGCCGCCAGAAAAGAGCUCGGCGCCCUCCAGAGGAAGCUGUCCGAGAUGGAGACCGACUUCAGCCUUCGGGAGAAGGAGCUUCAGGGCAGCCUGGAGGAGGCGCGAGGCAAUGAGAAGAAGCUGCUGGACAACACGCGCAACCUGGAGAUCAAACUCCUCGCGUCACAGGAGGAGGUGGCCCAGCUGAGCCUGAAACUGAGCGCCAGCGAGGGCCGCGUGCACGGACUGGAGGCCGAACUGUCCCGGCUGGAGGGGCUGAAGAGGGAGCUGGAGUUCAAGCUGAGCAGCGUCCACUCUGCCCUAAGGAGGACACUGGGGAUCGGCCGCGCCGGACGCACACCGAGCCCAGCCGUACGAGGGCGCAGUGGCUCCCCCAAGAGGACAUUCUCACCUCUGAAGGGAUUCGACAACACGUACACGACCACCACUGAUGGGCGGGGCAGCCCCAUCCCCCGCACGGGAAGUCCAGAACGCAGCAAGACCCCAGAGAGGGCGACGUCACCCACCCGCGGGGAGCUGCUGACCGCAGACAUUGACCCGGAGGUGAUUCGAGGCGCACUGCGCGAUUUUCUCCAGGAACUGCGGGACACUCAGCGAGAAAGGGACGAUCUGCGCACACAGGUUGGGGCCGCGUCCCGGCAGAUGGUGGAGAUAAAGGCCGAGAAGGAUGAAGCCACCACCCGAGUGCAGCAGCUACAGAAAAUGCUGUCCGAGGCUGAAGAGGGGAAGCGCGCAGCAGACGGGAAGCUGAGUGCUGUGCAGACCACGCUGAUCCUGCAGGAGGAAACGCUGCGGCGCUGCGACCGGGAGCGCAAGAUAGGGCUGGAGAAAGCUGCGAGUCUGGAGCGGAGCCUGCAGGCGGCGGAGAGCGAGCACAGGGCGGCCCAGGAGAAAGUCAAUAAGAUGAAAGCGAAUGAAGCGAAACUUGACAGCGACAAACGUCGAUUGAAGGAAGUGCUGGACGCCGCCGAGAAUCGCAACACUAAGCUGGAGCUGUCCCGGAGAGGACUGGAGGGCGAGCUGCAGAGGGUCCGACUGGUGCUGGCCGACCGGGAGGCUGAGAUGCAAGACAUGCAGCAGCGGAUAGAAGGGCUGCAGAGACAGCUGUCGGACAGUGAGAUGAAGGUGGGCUCGCUGCAGCUGUGUGUGGACCGCCUGAACACCACGCUGGGGAAGGUCCAGGACAGCGAGAACGUAUUAAAGGAGAAGGUGCUGAGCUUGUCCAGUGCCCUGUCCGAGAGCAACUCCAGCACCAGCGCCUCCCAGGAGAAGACGGGACAACUGCAGAAGCUUCUGACCUCCAGCGACCACGAGAGACGCAUCCUGCAGGAGCGUCUGGAGGCGGCGCGGAUCGCCGUGGCUGAUGGGAAGAAGCAGAAUGCGGGGUUAAUGGAGCAGAUCCAGGAGCUGAGGGAUGAAGCGGCAGAAGGAGAAGUGCGUCGCGUGGAGCUGGAAGGACAGGCCCGACAACUGCAGGAGCUUCUGCGGCAGCGUCAGGAAUGUGAAGGUUUCUCCCUCCGUAACCUCCAGAAGCUGCAGGAAGAGCGCGAUCUCCUGCAGGAACGUCUGUCCGGGCUGCAGCGCGCUGUGGCGCAACUAGAGGGCGAGAAGCGGGAGAUGGGGCGAUCGUCCCUGCGCCUCGAAAAGGAUAAGAACGCCCUGAUGAAAACGCUGGACAAGGUGGAGCGAGAGAAGCUGAAGACAACAGAGGACACGUUGCGCCUGUCUGUGGAGCGCGGUCGCUUGGAUCGGUCACUGACUACAGUGGAGCAGGAGUUGGCGGAGGCCCAGAGGCAGGUGCAGGCGCUGGAGGCUCAGAUCGCAGACAUGGAGCAGACGCAUUCUCAGAGCCUGAUGGAGACGGCAGCGCAACACCGAAAGGAGCUGCAGCUGGAGAUCGAGCGACUGCGGAGCGCGCAGACCCAGGCGGAGCGCACACUGGAUGCCAGGGAGAGGGCGCACCGCCAGAGGAUCAGAGGCCUGGAGGAGCAGAUCUCAACCCUGAAGGAACAGCUGCAGCAGGAAGUGCGGCGCUGCCAGUCUCACUACACUCCAGCGCUGCUCUCAGGGAAGUAACAUGGAGCCCGGCGCUCCUCCCCGCACCGCCUGGUGCUUCUACUGCGGACCAAGAUGUUUUUACACUUUCUAUGAUUCUGAUCACAGCACUGACGGCGAGGACUCUGAGGAUGCGAGCACUGACGGUGAGGACUUGAAGGAUGCAAGUUUUCCUUCAGCCAGAGCACAGUUCCCAGCCGCAGGGUCCUCGCCACACUACGAAUGUAUUUUUUUUAUUUUAGGGAGGGAAAGGGGCACAAAACUGUGAAUAAUUCUGUGAG
Messenger RNA from Hyla sarda, 6561 nucleotides. It is a transcript of the gene CROCC, whose product is annotated as ciliary rootlet coiled-coil, rootletin. NCBI's taxonomy places the organism in Eukaryota, Metazoa, Chordata, Amphibia, Anura, Hylidae. The record is from RefSeq and is a predicted model, not a curated record. Bases 149 to 6301 code for a protein of 2050 amino acids. Gene Ontology annotation, biological process: centrosome cycle. The transcript has 37 exons.